Molecule: messenger RNA, 2154 nt
Organism: Saimiri boliviensis boliviensis (Bolivian squirrel monkey)
Lineage: Eukaryota; Metazoa; Chordata; Mammalia; Primates; Cebidae
Gene: FAM120AOS
Product: family with sequence similarity 120 member A opposite strand
Source: RefSeq, a predicted model, not a curated record
GCCCUCAGGCAGGUCUCGCUGUCACCGGGCUAACCACACUGGCAAGGGCGGCGGCGGCGGCACCGAUGCCUGCAGCCCCCCAGGGCCCCGGCGACACCCCCUCUAUGACUCUGUGUCCUGCUUGCUUCCGAGAUGAACCUGUUGCUGGGAAAGAACAGGCUAAAUGAGAACAAGGAGCAUUCUGUCCAAGUUAAAGAAGCCUCGGUAGAGGAGCAGGAGGCAGCCGGCAGGCUGUGGCCCUGGCAGCCGCUGCGCAGCACGUGGAGCCUGCACGCGCACGAUUUGGCCAAAGAAGCCCCCAUACCCCCGGUGAAAAAGAUAUCUGGAAGCUGUUCUGUCAAUAACAGAGUUUCAAAGAAAACCACAAAACCACCAACACUAAGAUCAUUCUUGAGUCCAAUUUGAAAAACUAGUGUCAAAUUCUGCAGAGGCACUGGGGGGAUAAGGUACCACCCUAAUACCCAUUAUGUGAGAGAAAAUGCUCUGUUCCCCGUUCCUCAGCUUCUGCUGCUGGUUUCAGAGUUCUCUCUGUAUUGGCAGGGUUUUAAAGCUAGAGUGGCCUUUAUCCACUUUUAUUAACACAUCUGAAUGUGGAGGUCAAGAAGGGAAAGUGACAUACCCUAAGUCCGAGUAGGGUCACCAAGAAAAUAAGACAACCAACAACUGACCCCCUGUUGUAUACUGGGCAUUGGUGAGCUACUGGGGAUGUGGAGAUGAAGAAAAGGUAGUCCCUUCUUCAAGGAGCCCAGUCUACUAAGGUAGACAGACAUAUAGACAAGUAGAUUUUAUACUUGCAUAGGAAAAAGAGGAGAAGGGGAUCAAUGUGACCUGUGGAACUAAGUAGCCUAUCCAACCCUCCUGCCACAGAUCACACUGUCCUCCGCAGUGGGGAUGGUAAUCCCAUCUUGUUGAAUUCCACAUGCGCUUUGCGGUCAGACCACACCCAUGUGUGGGUCCUGACCCUACCAUUUAUAAACAGCAUCACUUUUGGCAGUUCUCAGCCCUCUAAGCUAGGGUCAUUGUCAGGGAUACUGCUUCACAAGAGUCAGCAGAACACCAAAAGAGACCAUAUGGGUGCAAGCAAGCAGUGCUACACUCGGGGUUCAUAGGUUCUUAGUUUUCAGUUUUUAUUUUCAGUCUAAUGGAGCACUGCCUGCUUUUUGUUUUUGUUGCUUGUUUUGGUUUUUUUCUUACUUAACGUGUUCACCAAAUUUGUGUCCAAAUGCCUUUGGGCUGAUGCAAAAAUAUAUGGAAGAGAAGAGUUGCCAUGGAGGGCUUUCAGGUGAGGGCUACACAUUCUCUAGGCAACUCUCCAAGAGGCUUCUCAAGCAGGAUGGGCAACAGGAGCUGCUGUGGGAUCAGUGGACAAACAUUGACAGGGACGGCUUUGAAAGAGUGCUCAGUACUCUCUUAAAGGCUAAAACUUCGUACUCAUCCUUUAAACACUGCCUGAUGGAAUUUUCAGGAUUAUCUUUUGAAGCAAACUGUAUUUUACAAAGUGAUAGAAAUCAAAUGAGUUUUUUAAAUUAGGAAUUCUCUUAAGUACAAAGCCAUUUUAAGAUGUACCUUUACAAACUAGCUGUUAUUAAGUGCUCUGUUCUAUUUGUGUAAACCAUAAAGAUCUUUCCAGAAGAAGCAAGUCUCUCUUACCAGAAUAUGAAAACGCUCUAGUCAAAGGCUUGAGUAGCCUGGAUCACAUGAAGCUGACUUCUGAGGAGCCUAGGACCUCCAAUAUAGGUGGGAGCACACAGUCAUUUUUCUGGAAACAGCCGAGACGUGGCUCAGGCCUGUGACCUUUGUGCCAAAGGAAGAGGUCAGGGUUGACUAGAGCUCCAGGAGGAAUGCAAGUGCCUUUGGAAGACAGGGAGAAAGUUACUGCAAUACUCUGUCCUCAGGGUGGGGCGAUAGUCUGAGUCUGGGAAAGUCCUGCCCUAUAAAAGGCUCUUGCGCAGAUUUGUGAAGCGUUCUACAUUUUUGCUGGAUUCUCAGGAAAAAAAAAAAAAAGCCUCUUCCUCAUUCCUCCCAGGUCCCAGGUGUGGUAUAAGGAGAGUUGGCCCAAUCUGGGAACUGAGGAACCUGCGGCAUCCAUCUACUGCCUCAAUUUGGAGCCAGGCGCGGUGGCUCACGCCUGUAAUCCCAGCACCCUGGGAGGGG